Anthonomus grandis grandis is the source of this 911-nucleotide messenger RNA. RefSeq names its product mitochondrial import inner membrane translocase subunit Tim17-B. The record is from RefSeq and is a predicted model, not a curated record. The transcript has 4 exons. Gene Ontology annotation, cellular component: TIM23 mitochondrial import inner membrane translocase complex; mitochondrial inner membrane. NCBI's taxonomy places the organism in Eukaryota, Metazoa, Arthropoda, Insecta, Coleoptera, Curculionidae. Bases 346 to 846 code for a protein of 166 amino acids. Gene Ontology annotation, molecular function: transmembrane protein transporter activity. Gene Ontology annotation, biological process: protein import into mitochondrial matrix.
UCAUUAGUGUCAUCUGUCACUUAUGUUUGUAACCUCAAAAUAACAUGUCCAAAUAGGGGGUAAAAAAUCGAUUUUUAUGAUAAAAAGAGCACUAAAAGUCCGAAAAAACUGUGAAUUCGCAUCGUUUAGCCGUCAAGACUAUCUCUACGAACAAAAUUAAUCGUCGUUUACCAAUUUAGUAACGCCAAAACAAGUGUUCUUUUGGCAUUACAAAGUCACAGGGUCAAAGCGUAGUCCUGCUUAAAAUAGGUGUUUUUUUGCAAAAACCACCGUAAGAACCACAAAACUCCAUUAGACAGACAACAGUCAUCAAUUUUUAGCCCCCAAUCGUCCCUUUUUGCCACAAUGGAAGAAUACACAAGAGAACCGUGCCCCUGGAGAAUCGUGGACGACUGUGGGGGCGCCUUCACAAUGGGUCUGAUCGGCGGCGGAGUCUUCCAAAGCAUCAAAGGGUUCAGAAAUGCACCUUCAGGCAUAAAUAGGCGCCUCAUCGGAUCUGUCACUGCAAUAAAACAAAGAUCCCCAAUCAUAGCCGGUAACUUUGCAGUAUGGGGCGGUAUGUUUUCGACCAUCGAUUGUGCCUUGAUCCAUGUGAGAAAGAAGGAAGACCCGUGGAAUUCGAUUAUCAGUGGGGCGGCUACUGGGGGGAUUUUGGCCGCUAGAAACGGUCUGCCUGCUAUGGCUGGAAGUGCUUUUAUUGGGGGUGUACUUCUAGCAUUAAUCGAAGGCGUAGGAAUUCUAUUUACCAGAUUGAGUGCGGAACAGUUUCAGCCUCAGUUGCCCCCGAUGGAGGAUCCUUCUCAGCUGGGGCAAAAUCAGCCUCCACCCGGAUAUCAGUACCAAUGAACUGUUGGUUAGGGAACUUUGUUUCUUUAGAUUGUUAUAUUUGAAUAAAUCUUGUGAUAAAUGCG